AUGAUCGUACCUUUGCUUGAGUUGCUGGGACCUAUCCCUCUUCUUGCAGUCUCAUCAACCUUGGUGUGGGCUUCAACAGUCAUUUACAGCCUGUACAUCCAUCCCCUGAGCAAGAUUCCUGGACCGAAACUAUGGGCUAUCAGCCGCAUUCCUUUUGCGCGAUCAUUUAUUGCGGGAACAGCCGUGCAGGACAUAGAAAAACUUCAUCGCAGAUACGGUCCUGUUGUCCGCACCCAGCCAAACGCGGUGAGCUUUGCUCAUCCAGAUGCUUGGCAAGACAUACAGGGAGCACGCUCCAGUAGCGGGGGAAAACCGUAUCUGAAAGACCCUACGUGGUGGAAAUCGAUGUCUUCUGCUUCUCGGUCUAUUGCGACGGCGAUUGAACAUGACACACAUGCUCGCAUUCGCAAGACCCUGACACCGGCUUUCACACUUCGUGCAUUGAAGCAGCAGGAGCCAUUGCUCCAGACAGGCGUAGCUCUCUUGAUACAGAGGCUUCAAGAGAGGGUUCUGAAAGCGGAUGGCACGGGCGACUCAUUCGAUAUCAUCCCGUGGUUCAACUUCACUGCUUUUGAUAUCUUUGGCGACAUUGCGUUCGGCGAGACAUUCGACUGCCUCCAAACAUCCAAUUAUCAUCCUUUCGUCGCUUUGAUCUGUGAAAGUAUCAAGUCACACUCAAUGGUCCUGGGUAUACGACUUUUCCCUAAGCUGGAAUAUGUAUUCAAGAAGUGGGUCUUCCCUCAUAUGAUGAAUGAGAACCAAAAGAAGUAUGGCACAGCGGUCAUCGAUAGGGUCAAUCGCCGCAUGCAAUGGGAGGUUGCUCGCCCAGACAUCAUGAGCUAUGUUAUUGCUGGGAACGAAAAGGGUGCAAUGACGCCCGGUGAAGUGCAGGCCACAUUCCAAACCUUGACGUUGGCAGGAAGUGAGACGACAGCUACCACUUUGUCAGGAGUCAUGACACAAUUGCUGACUCACCCUGAGGCAUACGGAAAACUAGUUGGUGAGGUAAGAGGGGAACUGAAGAAAGAAGGAGAUAUCACCUUGGACGCUCUCAAGAACCUACCGUACUUAAACGCUUGUUUGAACGAAGCUAUGCGACUAUGCACCGCGACACCAUUCACUCUCCCGCGAGUAGUUCCAAAGGACGGAGAUAUGGCUUGUGGAACAUGGAUUGCCGGUAAAACGAGUGUGUUCAUCCUUCCAUGGGCAGUAAAUCGCGACCCAAACUUGUGGCACGAUGCCAUAUCGUUCCACCCCGAACGAUGGCUUCCAGGUGCCAUGGACGGGAACUCUCCGUUUGUCAACGAUCGCCGCGAUGCGCUUCAUCCGUUCGGUGAAGGGCCAAGGAAAUGUAUCGGAAUGCAUCUAGCAUGGGCAGAAAUUCGACUGAUCUUAGCACGAAUGCUGUGGUCUUUUGACUUUGAGCUAGUCAAGAAGACAGUCGAAUGGGAGCAGCAGAGGGUUUACGUGUUGAUCGAGAGAGGUCCUUUGAUUGUCAAGUUGAAGGAACGAAGCGAUACAAAAUAA
Messenger RNA from Paraphaeosphaeria sporulosa, 1527 nucleotides. RefSeq names its product cytochrome P450. Lineage: Eukaryota; Fungi; Ascomycota; Dothideomycetes; Pleosporales; Didymosphaeriaceae. Gene Ontology annotation, molecular function: iron ion binding; monooxygenase activity; heme binding. The transcript is spliced from 3 exons. Bases 1 to 1527 code for a protein of 508 amino acids. The record is from RefSeq and is a predicted model, not a curated record.